UCUCACAGUGCGUGGACCGACUGCACUCGCCUCGUGCCCGUGCUCUGCACACCAAACUACAACUGUUGAUAUCCGUGACUCAGAGAGACGUAGAUCUGCGUCUGGGCAGCCUGCAGGCACAAUCCCUCAGAUUAGCGCCUGACCCGCAGGAUUUGCUGUAAAGGCACCUGAUUCACCGGCGGCGGCGAGCCGAAAGAAUAAUCUACAUUUUACAUUCAUGUUCAACUGGAGACAUUACCACGUUGAUGUUAAUGGUUGUAUGUAGUAUUUUACGCACCAUGGACUUUAUGUUGGGACACUUUGGAGGAGCCGUCUCUAAAUAACAAAGGGGAUGCCAGCUAUGGCAGGUUUUACGCACAGCGAGAAGAUGCCAGUAGGAGUGUUUGACAAACUUUUUCUACGGUGGAUAUAACGUUUCCUUUUAACCACCUGAGGUCUGAUCAUGUUUGAAAUUCCUGCUGCCGAUGGAAACGUUUAAUCCCUGCCUGAUUACGGCUAACAGAUGGAUUGCUUCCUGUCGACCAACCGGUUGUCAUCAGGGCCUAGUCCUAUUAAUUUAACCAGCAUGCUUGCGCUUUGAUUAUAGAUUUGAAGCCAUUUGGGCAGCUCAACAUCUUUUAAUAAGACCCCAUCCUCUUCUCUGGUGCCAACAUGAGGAGAGCAGUACUCAAAGAAGCAGCCAAACGCUUCCCCUGGCUGGCCAAUGUCACUCUGUACGGGUGCUUAUUUGCCGGUGGUGACCUUGUGCAUCAGCUCAUGGCACAGAAGGAGCGCAUGGACUGGAAACAUACCCGCAACGUGGCCAUCGUGGCAAUCAGUUUCCAUGGAAACUUCAAUUACUUCUGGCUAAGGGCUCUGGAGAGGCGUUUCCCCGGGAAGUCCGCCGGCAUGGUUUUCAGAAAACUUCUGCUGGACCAGAGCUUUGCGUCGCCUUUGGCCACCAGUGUCUUCUAUACAGGCAUGUAAAUCCAAACCUCAUGCUACUACACAGGCCAGGAAUAUAUGGAGAGUUAUAAUUAAACAGGUAGUAGUGCUUUUGAAAGAAUCGUGAGCAAUUAAAGUCUUAAAAUCUUAAGAUGAAAAUGUCUCAUUGAUUAGAAAUCUAUGAAAAGUUCUAUUUUUUUCUCUUUCUGUCAAUAAUGAGGGGCAGUGCAUACAAGUAUAAGGUGAAGACGUGCCAUAUAAAGGUGAUCUGUCAAUCAAACACCACGUGUGCCAAAGUGAACAGUCACUGAAUGGUGCGUUACAAGGUGCGUAAACUGUGCGUAAAUGUUUCCUCUGUCCUGCAGGAGUGAGCUUCCUGGAGGGUAAGGAGGACAUUUUUGAAGACUGGAGAGAAAAGUUCUUCAACACCUGGAAGGUAAGCAGAGAAGAGGUAAAGGGAGGCUUCGGUGCGAAGCGAAGGAAAGUCACCUUCUCUUCCCUUCACAUGGUGCCACGCACCCACAAACAGAUUAACCUAGUUUGGGCCACUGCUGCUUUUUGCGCAUUGCAGGGCACGCAGCCCGGGGGCAAAUGAGGUAAUUCAAUCGAGUCAGUUUCAGGACGUCCAGGAGCGGAAAGUCUGUCAGAUGUAAAUCUCUGUGACACGCAAACAUUUGUAAACAGAGAUUUCUUUUUAAAGUCAGGACUUGUACAGUACUGCAAAACUCAGCCCCUCAUACACAUACACAAGAAUACAUUUUCAUUAACAUCUUUAUGUCUCAAUAUAUAAGUCUUGAAGUUUUUAUUCUGCACCCCUUGGCAAUAAGUUAUAUAUGCACAAGAUUUAUCUGUAAAGUAACUUACUUUUGACACUUUUUGCAGAAUAUUUUGCAGAAGUUUUGAAAGAAAGAGUUUGUCACGCUGUUGAGUCACAUUAAACAGUGGUAAAUUCAUAAAUCUGAAUCAUCAUGCCGGAUCAAAGAUUGAUGAGAUAGUAUAAGGGACACUUAGAAGACAAAAUAGUGAGUUUCCAGAUUAGAAUUUCAGUGCCAAAUAUAUUUCUACUCCAUCUCAGAAAAUAAUCUUUCCUAUAGUAACCAGUUAAAGGCUUAAGAGCUGAGAUUUGCAUUGAUACAAAUGUUCUUGUCCCUCCUGUGUCUCAUCAUAUCAUUUUUUAAAUUUCAGACUGGACUCAUGUACUGGCCAUUUAUGCAGGUAAAUGUCAUGUUUACAUUUAUGCAAUAACAUUUUCACACAAACUGUUUAUCAUUUUUUUAAGGUCUGGCUCAUUUUUCAGAAUUCUGAGUUCUGAAUUUUGGUGUAGAGAUUUCAAUUGAAAGAUUCAAGUUUAAUGUUUCAACAUUAAUCAAACUGUUGUAUUCUCAGACUUAGAAAUUUCGUACAAGGACUUAACACCUAAAAUCUGACCAUCUGACCACCCCAAAAGUAUUGAUCAGCAUCAGCACAAUCCCUCAGUGAGGACAAGAAAGUAAUGCUGUUGACUAGUUGAUAAAAUCUGAUCAAAAUCUAAUGAUAUUUCAUAUUCUGUUUCCUACCACUUUUCAGUUCCUGAACUUUGUCCUUAUGCCGUUGUACAUGCGGACAGCCUUCAUGGGCUGCUGCGCCUUCCUUUGGGCCACCUUCCUUUGCUUCUCUCGUCAGGACGGUGAUGGUACCGCUGGCGUGGCGCUGGCUUUCAUCAUGGACCCUCGUAAAACCCUGGAGGAGAUGCGUGAGGCCCGGCUGGCUCGAAAAAAGCUAAAGGCCCAAAAGAGAAACUAACAGAGAAGGAGAGGGAGGACCCUGCAUCAGAUUGUGAGCAUCUGUGUAGAAACACCUGGGAAUCUACUUUAGUUCAGCACAAACCCAUAAACUACAACUACAACUCAUCUGGAAGAGCUUAAAGGAGGAAUAUCCUACUGACAGGAAAGAGUAUCUGUUAUGAACGCACAAAAUAGUCUACUCUUAAGGUUCCAAUGGGCUUCUGUCACAACUCUUGUACAACUCAAACGUAUUUAAAAGUUACUUGUAUUUAUAACAACAGAAUCCAUAACCACAAGCAGGUUUGACUCUUCUUUAAGGCUCAGGUGUAGGAUUAAAGAAGCCCAGCUGUUAUACUCUUACAGCAUCUGGCACUGUAACGUAAGUCAGGGUGGUUGAGUGAGCUCAUCUCCUUGGCUGUAUAUAGAAAUGGAUGAUACACCUCUAUCUGUUCCUCUUGUGAAACAAUGAAGCCAAAAUAUCCCCACUAUGGGUGCUGACAUGCAGCACUGGUGAUGUAUUUUAGAGCCAAGACAUCUAAGCAAUCUGGAAAGUGGAACUGACGGACCGGCAUCCCUUCUGCAGCCAAAACAUUGUCCAGAGCAAAGCAGAUUCA
Xyrichtys novacula (pearly razorfish) is the source of this 3301-nucleotide messenger RNA. The record is from the annotation of a GenBank genome assembly. Lineage: Eukaryota; Metazoa; Chordata; Actinopteri; Labriformes; Labridae.